Molecule: messenger RNA, 3100 nt
Organism: Corvus hawaiiensis (hawaiian crow)
Lineage: Eukaryota; Metazoa; Chordata; Aves; Passeriformes; Corvidae
Gene: LRGUK
Product: leucine rich repeats and guanylate kinase domain containing
Exons: 20
Coding region: 92-2473 (793 amino acids)
Cellular component (GO): cytosol
Molecular function (GO): protein binding; GMP kinase activity
Source: RefSeq, a predicted model, not a curated record
CAACGCGCAAACAAAUGGCGGCGGCCGGACCUGAGUGGGGACGGGACCGAUAGCGGAGUCCCCUCCUCCCCCUCCCUCCUUAUCACAGCUCAUGGCGGGCGGCGAGGAGAACGGCGGAGAGGGCAGCCUCGGGGAGCGGCUCCCUCCUUCUCAUGAGCCGCCGCAGCCCCUCGCACAGGGGCUCCCCGAGGAGCAGCCCCAGCUCGGCCCGCCUCACCGCAAGGACGAGCAGGAGCAGGACGGCGAAGAGGAAGAGGAGUCAGAGCGCUCAGAGGGUCGGUUGGAGGGAGUGUUGGACGAAGACACCGCCGCUGAGGGACUCCACACCUUGGGCUACUCGGCCCCUGGGACUGAAUAUGUUUAUCUUCAUCUGACGCUUCCAGGUCGUGAGUUGAGUGACAUCAGCAUUCUCUCUGGAUACAUUCACCUACAGAAAAUGGAGCUUUCCUCCAAUAAAAUUAAUGAUCUUUCCUGUAUCAGUCACAUGCCUUACUUAAUGGAGCUGAAUGCUUCCAAGAAUGAACUGACCACAUAUUUCAAUUUUAAACCACCUAAAAACCUCAGGGAAGUAGAUUUUUCACACAAUCGAAUCCCAAAAAUGCAAGAUUUAGCAGCAUACCACUCACUCACUAAACUGCUGCUGGAUUAUAAUGAGAUUGAGGAGAUCCGAGGGCUGGAGAAGUGUCACAGCCUGACCCAGCUGGGUUUGUCCCACAACAGACUCACUGCCAUCAGGGGCCUGGAGAAUUUGCCUAUCAGAAUCCUCAAUCUGAGCUUUAACCAGAUUGAGAAGGUGACUGGGCUGAAGAGCUUGAAAACCCUGCAGAAGGUAGAUCUGUCCUGCAAUAAAAUAAACAGUCUGCAAGGCUUGGAGGAACAUGAUCUCCUAGAGGUGAUCAACCUGGAGGAUAACCAGGUGGCUGAGCUGAGUGAGCUUAAAUGGAUUGGAGAUCUGCCUCUCCUCAGAGUUUUAAAUCUUCUAAAAAACCCUCUACAGGAACAAGGAGAGUAUUGGCUCUUGGCGAUUUUCACGUUGCUCCAAAUCACAGAGCUGGAUCUUAAGAAGGUUUCAGUGGAAGAAAAGGUCGCUGCCGUGAACAGAUGGGACCCUCCUCCAGAAGUUGUGGCUGCUGAAGAUCACAGGAUUCAUGUUUUGUCCAACAUUCUGCAGCCCCAGAGAGUCCUGGACAGCACUUUGCCUGCUGAUGAUGAUCCCUACCCCAUGCUGGUGUUGCUGGGCCCUCUGGUCUGUGGGAAGAGGGAACUUUCUCUCAAGAUCUGCAGACAAUUCAAGAAUUUCUUCAGAUUUGGGCCCUGCCACACCACCAGGACAGCUUACUUUGGGGAAGAAAACAGACUUGAUUAUUAUUUCAUUUCUCAAGAAGAAUUUGACAAAAUGGUGAAAGGAGGAAAGUUCCUGGCAACCUACAAAUACAGUGGCCACUGCUAUGGACUGGGAAGAGACACCGUGGAAUCCAUUGCCAGGGAGGGGCUGGCUACCUGCAUCCACUUGGAAAUAGAGGGUGUUCGUAGCUUGAAAAAAACCUACUUUAAACCCAAGUACAUCCUGUUGGUACCAAAGGACAAAGGAAAAUAUGAGCAACAUCUGAGGAGGACAGGAUUGUUCAGCAGGCCAGAGAUUGAAGAGGCAGUGUCCAGAGUGGACAUGUACCUCCAGAUAAACCAGGAUCUCCCUGGAUACUUCGAUGCAGUCAUCAACACGGAUGAGCUGGAUGAGGCAUUCGCAGAGCUGAGCCUCCUUGUGGAGGUCAACCUGGGCUUGAAGCCACCUGGGAUUUUUGACAGCACUCAGGACAUCAACAGCAGGGCAGGUUCCAGAACUAAGCUCUUCCCAGAGCAAAAGUUGUCCCCUGGCAGAAGAAUUCCUGCACCCACUUGGUCUCCAUCAGUCGGUGACUUCUUGGAGCCUUCUGCCAAACGCUAUCCCAGAGACCUCCUGGACGUGCUGAAUGCACCCCCAGGCUCCAUGGAAGAAGCCUCUCUCCAAAGACGUUGUUCUGCAGCACGUCAGGCUCUUUUCCACAGGGAUUUGGAUGCUGAAUCCAAGAGUUCCCAUCAGCAGCUCCUGAAACCAAGGCCACCUCUGUCCUCAGAUGCCAGGAACCAGAACUUUCACCUGACUAUGCCAGAGACCAGGGAAUUUGGGACUUACAAGGGCCACCUUUUUGUCCCAGCUGAUGCAGUUCUUACUGAAAGUCUGUGGACUCAGGUUCCCCUUUCUCCAAUUCACCUCCCCAGAGACGCCAAAGCUGAGCACCAGGAGCCAGGAGGAGCUGGAAAAGGAGUGGACACAUCGAAAGGCGCUGAAGCACCUGGUGAGAACCUCCAGAGGAAAUCCAGCAAGGCCAAGUUGGGUUCUUCUGCUGAGCCUCAGCUCCAAACCCAGCCAGGCUCCCACUCCAAAGCUGUCCUGCCUCCGAUCCCAGCUGGACGGAAAAGCACCAACUCCUGAUGGUCACUUGUAUCCCGAUUUUUGUCAUGCUGACUCUUUCUCACCCUGCUUUUCAUCUCUUUCUCUUCAACAAAGCAAAAUCUAUCAAAUAUUAUUGCUGAAUCCAUUUCUGAUUAACUCUCCAAAAGGACCAAAAAAGAAAAAAAAAAAAGUUAUUUAUUUAUAACUUUAUUAAAAAGGAAUUUCUCUAUUUCCCAAAGGCAGAAGUUAUUUCCCUGGGCACUCUCAGCUGGGAAAUGGUGGAGAUUUUUUUCCUGCCAACCACAGGAUUGUAUCUUCCAUUAAUUUCUCACUUCCUUCCCCUCCUAUAUUAUGGAUUUAAUUGAGGUGUGGAAGCACCAGGGCUUCUGAUAAUAUUGUCUGUGUUGUGGGACUGGUGAAUUAUUUAGAAAAGGGAUUUUGUGAAAUGUUCAGAGGGAAAUUGGGAGUGAAAACCAGCUCAGAGUUGGGGGUGGUUUUUUUGAAAUAAAAUGUGGCUGAGUCACAAUUAUUUGAUUUGAAAGUGGAUUUAAACAACCUAGCGAGGAGUCAUCAGCAAAAAUGAGAAUAAUUAUUGAGAACCAGCUGAAGGGGUAAGAAGUGAGUGAAGAUUUGGGUUUUGACAAGACAAUAAAACUCUCAAAUUAA